Geodia barretti is the source of this 690-nucleotide messenger RNA. The record is from the annotation of a GenBank genome assembly. NCBI's taxonomy places the organism in Eukaryota, Metazoa, Porifera, Demospongiae, Tetractinellida, Geodiidae.
AUGCCCGUAAUAACCAUCAACGGCCCUAUCGGGGCUGGCUCCAUCGCCGUCGGGCAACAGGUUGCCCAUGACCUGCAUCUCAACUACGUGGACCGCAUGGUCUUCGCUGAGGCCGCGCGCAUUAUCGGCUCCCCGGUCUCCAACCUGAUUGCCAAGGAACAACGGGUCGAGCGGUUCGGCGACCGGGUGACGGCUCUACUGGGCCGGGUCCUGGAACGCGCUGCCGUGUCGGGAGACUAUGACCUCGGGGUGGGCAUCGAGACCCUGCCCGAAACUUACUACGAGCUGUCCGGCGAACCCUCGUCGCGGAUGCAACGCGUCAACGACCAGGUCUUCAUCGACACCACCCGCGAAGUCGUGCGCAACCUGUCCCAGGCGGGUCACGUCGUAAUCAUCGGCCGUGGCGCCAACAUCAUCCUUGGCGACACCCCCGGCGUUCUCCACGUGGGCAUGCUGGCCCCCAUGUCGCGACGCGUGGAAACCAUCAUGGAGCGCGAGCACCUCAGUGAAGCCGAGGCCAGUUCCUACCUUGAGGGGUUGGAAGAAGCGCGCGUAAAGUUUUUCCAGAAGUUCUUCAAGGUAUCGCCCCACGACCCAACGCUGUAUCACAUGAUGCUGGACAUGGGUCACAUGAGCGACGCCACCGCCGCCAAGAUCAUUGGUCAUGCGGCUGGCGACCUGGAGCACUGA